AUGCCUCGGAUGGCGUCGCGCGCCGUCAUCUACACCGGCGGCCACGUCAGGACAUCUGGAGAGCUCGGGAGAAUGUACGGCGUCGAUAUUUCCGGUGGAGAAAACCCGCCCAAAAUCCCCCCUCGACCACCGGGCGCCGCCGCCGCGAGAUCCGGCCCAAUUCACGCCCCGAAAUUCCCCAAUUCAGGUCCCGCUGGCAAGCUGUCGUCGUCGUCGUCGUCGUCCUUUUCUGGCCCGGUGACGCCGAUUCAGCCGACCGGGCUAAUCACUUCCGAUCAACAGGCCACGCCCGGCUCAAAUAGGCUCGACGCCGCCGCUGCGUCGACACCUAGCUCAUUUAAAAAGGCCAAUUACAGCUCCGCAGUCACGAGCCUGGGGGGACAGGUCAAGUUAGGGUUUAGGACAUCACUGGUGGCAAUGUGGGUGUCUCUGGCCGUGGCGAUGAUUGGCCUGACGGUGGCCCAAUCAAUGCUCUUAGGGUUCUUGAGGAAAUUUCCUGAUUCGGAGCUGAGGAAUGCAGUUGAUGGCCAGUUCGUCAAGGUCACUGGGGUUGUUACUUGUGGCUGUUCACCGCUUGAAACUUCGUAUCAGAGAGUGCCAAGAUGUGUGUAUGUUUCCUCUGAGUUACACGAAUAUAGAGGGUAUGGUGGAGAAAAGGCAAAUGCUAAACACAGUCUCUUCUCUUGGGGAUGCAGGAACUCAGAGACCUAUGUGGCGGACUUCUAUAUAUCGGACACUAAGUCUGGUGAAAGAGCUCUUGUGAAAACAGGUUAUGGUGCUAAAAUUUCUCCGUUUGUCAAACAAACUGUAGUUGUCAAUGCCAAGGAAGAUAAAGAAGGUGUAUCACCAAACUUUCUGCAAUGGCUUUCUAGCCGAGGAUUGUCAAGUGAUAACCGUUUAAUGCAGCUUAAAGAAGGGUAAGAUACUUCAAUAUGCCCAAACCAUAUUCUUGUAUACUAAUUCACGCAUAUAUUGCCUAAAAUCUUGAUGUUGGGACUUGAGAGCAUAUGUAGUCUAUGAUUGGUAUGAAAUUCAAGACACUGAAAGGUAGAAAUUCAACAUGGUUACGUUCUUGAUCCCUUUUCUUUCAUUCUGUUAUUAUUCGUUUUUCGCU
Molecule: messenger RNA, 1114 nt
Organism: Salvia splendens (bonfire salvia)
Lineage: Eukaryota; Viridiplantae; Streptophyta; Magnoliopsida; Lamiales; Lamiaceae
Exons: 4
Coding region: 1-921 (306 amino acids)
Source: RefSeq, a predicted model, not a curated record